This is a messenger RNA of Lottia gigantea (owl limpet), 1337 nucleotides long. RefSeq lists its product as hypothetical. The transcript has 5 exons. The record is from RefSeq and is a predicted model, not a curated record. The coding region runs from base 324 to 689 and encodes 121 amino acids. Gene Ontology annotation, cellular component: membrane. Lineage: Eukaryota; Metazoa; Mollusca; Gastropoda; Lottiidae.
UAUCUCGUCCGGAACUGGUAUACAUGUAUUUAAUCAUAUUUAUUUUUAAAAGGUGAUUUGGUUUAAACAACACAGGCUGAUAACCUAUUGACAGAAACUGGUCAUCGCAGACGUCAUAAUCAAUCCCUGUUCGAAUAUAGAUUAACUAGUCUUCCGUAAGAAUAACUAAAAUUGUGAAAUAUUUACAUUCAACUGGACGGGCAAGUUGACAAUCUCAAAUACCAUCACGUGACUAAAGUAUAUUUUGCAUUCAACUGAAUAUCUACAAAAGGAAGAUUCAGCUGUGGGAUAUUAGGAUUUUUGAUUUGUGAAGAACAGCCAUCAUGUCUCAAGGAGGUCAAGGAUAUCCAAUGCAUAAUUAUGCUCAACAACAGGGACCACCUGUGGUCUCCCAAACCAUAAUAACUACCAGACCUAGCGACUAUUUUGGGUGUGCUCUAUUCACAUGUCUGUGUUGUUUCUGGCCAACUGGUAUUGCCGCUCUGGUAUUUUCAUGUAACUCCAGGUCUGCAGCAGAUCGAAUGGAUUUUGCCCAAGCAGAGAACGAUGGACGAAUGGCCAAGAUCUUUUCAAUCAUCAGUUUAGUGAUUGGUCUGGUCUGGAUGAUAGCUGUUAUUAUAUAUGUGGUCGUCGUUUUUGUGGUCCUGGUUGACACGGUCAAUAAGGCAACAAACGACUAUUAUGCAUAAAAUGUGGAUCCCUUUUCUCAAAUACGAUGAUCAUUUGUCGUUUGUCAGUGGUGUUUCUUGGUCGGUGAGUGUGUGUGAGGGGGAGGGGGGCAUGGUGGUUUCCCGGAACUGGCCCAGUUGUAACCCCCCACCCAACACACACACAAUUUCAAAUUUUUAUCAGUUUAAAUAGGGAAAUAUGUGUCAGUAAGCCCCCAUUGACAAUUUUGUGGCCUCUACUCGACCCCCUUUUUUAUAGAAACGCCGUGAGAUAUUUCGCAAUAUAAAAUUCUACACUGACGACAAAUUUUGACCGUAAGAUUUUGAGAGACAUGGGUCUCGGAUUAUAUUCCAUGCAGCCAGGAACUAUUCUGUGAGAGCCUAUUAUACAUGCUCAUUUUUUAAUUAUUUUCAAGAUAACAUUUCUAUUGUAUAUUUGUUUGCUCCUAAAUUUAUUUCUUGUAAGAGAUACACUUAACAGCCCCCUCAAUUCAGACUAUUUCAAGCAAAUAACUCUGACUCUGGGUUAUAAAGCAAUAAGUAAUAAUAAUCACGCAAUGGAUGAAAUGACACUUACUAGUAUGAUAUUACAAUUGGUAUACAUACAAUUAAUUUGUAAUAGUUAAUAUUUUGUAUCUUAUUUUUUUGUAAUAAAAUUGUUUUAUAUAU